UCAGUGCUCGCUUGGCAUCAUUAGCCGGUCACCGAUCAGACGAUUUUGAUUUUAUGCAAGGGCAAAGGGCGUAAAUGUUGUGUUGUAUCUCUUGGUGAAAGGCCAUUUAGAAAGUAACAUACAGUUAUAAACACAAGGUAUAAACAAUGGAUUUAGCCAAAAGGUGCUAUGAGUUUGUUUCCAGCCCAGAACCGGUAGCUUCAUUUCAAAAAUGGUGUUCGAUACGCCCAAUACCGGCAAAGUCAGAAGUGAGUGUCGGUGAUAAGCAUUGCAACGGGAAUUGUUACUGUGAUGAGAAGGGGAAUUCCGAACCAAAACACGGUGACAAAUUUAUAAAAUCUACUACAAACUGUAAAAAUUCUUCGCAUGAUAUAGUAUCAAAUGGACACUUUAAUGGUAUUAAUUCUGAAUACUCAAAUCUCAAGCAAAGAAAUGGUGGAAAACAGAACCAUUACCUAGAAAAUACCAAAGUGGGUAAUAGUGACAUAAAUCAAAAUGGAACUUAUUUUGGCAAAGAAGAUACUCAGAAUGGAACCCCCACCCUUAAUGGCUAUACACAUACAAAUGGAAAAAAAGUAACCACAGAGCCAUCUACUGGGCCGGAAUUCAUUAUAGGAAAUUAUCUAAUUUUUGCAUUAUUUAGAUUUGGAGCAGAAUUAGGAAAUGAAUUCUUUUAUAUGAUAUUUUAUUCAUUUACGUUGUGGAAUUUUGACAGUAAAAUAUGUCUGAAAAUCGUCUUAGUAUGGGUUCUUAUAAUGUACGUUGGUCAGUCGAUGAAAGAUGUCAUUCGAUGGCCAAGACCAGCAAGUCCACCUGUAUUCCAACUGGAAUCAAGAUAUGCUUUGGAGUAUGGAAUGCCGUCGACACAUGCUAUGGUUGGAACAGCAAUACCUUACUGUUUGCUUAUGUUUACACAUGGAAGAUAUGAGUAUUCAUUUGAAGUUGGUAUAUGUUUGGCUAUAUCAUGGUGUACAUUAGUGUGUUUAAGUCGCCUUUAUCUUGGCAUGCACACCAUACUUGAUAUCUUAGUUGGACUGCUGUCUGUCUCAAUUUUGUUGUUUAUCUUGGUUCCCUGGGCUGAAGUUUCUGUGCUUUUUCUUGUGGGAAACAAAUAUGGUGGCCCAAUCAAUGUGGCUUCUGCUCUGGCAUUGGCUUAUUUUUACCCAACACUGGAGUAUCAAAAAUGGAGCAGUGCCCGUGGUGAUACUACUGUUUUUCUUGGCGUAGCCUCGGGAUUGUUGUUUGGAUCUUGGUUGAACUGUCAAACAGGUUUAUUUGUUGAAGAGGAGAUGACGUUUCCCUACGCUAGAACAGUAUUUGAAUAUCAGAUGGUCAAAAACACAAUGGGACGAUUAGUUAUGGGAGUAAUAGCUAUAGCAGUCAUGCGUUUUAUAAUGAAAUUAUUUACUUUUAGAACUCUCUGUUUUAUAUUUAGAAAAGAUGCAAACGAUCCGAAAUCGAAAACUUGUGUAAUGAUCGAAAUUCCCUAUAAAUAUAUCAGUUAUUUUGUUCUGGCUUUUGGGGCUUCUUACCUCGCACCUCAGAUAUUUCAAUAUUUUGGUAUGGAUAGAUCGUCCUAUUACACAGAAAUUUUCCAGUGAAAAUAAGCUGUGGUCCGUUGGAUGAUUAUCACUCACAAAACUGCUGAAUCACAAAUUUAUUGAGGAUCUUCGGAAACAGUAAAAAAAACCUCCUCAACCACUAUUUUUAAAAGAAAAUUGUUUAUAUAAUUUGAUUAACUUGGAGAAGGAACAUGAAAUGUAAAUACAUGUAAUUUGUAGAUUUUUUUAUGUAUAUUGUAGAUUUUGUAUGUAUCCGUCAUUGUUUAUCGUAUCUUGUUUAUGUUUUUAUUUAUAUUUAUAUUUUCGUUAAAACCAAAAAAACUUGAUUGUUUUAUUGUGUAUUCAAAUAACAAAACCUGUUUUAUUGACCAUCAUUUAGAAAAGCUUUUAUUCAUUAGCUAGUCAAUUUGAGAAAGUCUGUCCAGUUUAUUGAUUAAACUCUGUAGGUGUGAUAAGCUUUUAACAAGUUCCGUCUUCAUUAGCCCAGUAUAGGAGCAGAACAAUAGGACGUUAAAACCCAUUUCAUUUCAUUUUAACAAGUUAUCUCCCUUGGAGGUAUAUGUAACAAUGUGCCCCUCCAAGUAAUGUAAACAGUAUUUGAAAUAUGGCGGUAAUUUUAUAAACAUGUUCAUUAUUAUCGGAUAAAAUAUCCUAAAAACCACGGUGAGCGACCUGAAGUUAAAGACUACAAAUGACCAGCAUCUAUUAAACCAUAGCAACGCAUCUAUAAAACCAUGCAUGUCAUUGUGGAGAGAAAUCUGGUUGUUUGGUCUUUUUAAAUGAUGACUAAAGAGACUAAACAAUCAAGACUAUUAACUUGAUGUAGCCCCAUGAUUACUAAUGAGACUGAACAAUCAAUACUAUUAACUUGAUGUAGCCCGAUGUUGUUUUUUUUAUUGGUUAGAUAUAGGAAAUUUAUCUGCUGUUCAACAUUAAGAAUGCUAUUCAAUGUCCAAGUUUAUCAUUAAGAAUGCAAACAAAGAAAUAAGAUCAUAAGGUCUGUCAUUGAUUCCAGUGGCAUUGAUUUUCUCCCACAGCUAAAGACUUCAAAUUAUUGAAAUAAACUUGAACCAUACGUUAGUCCUGAAAUGACCUAGUUUGUGUCAUUUGGACAUUAAACCCUAUUUCUCUGUGUAUUGUAUAUGUUUAUAAGAUGUGCCAACACCUGUAUACUCUAGAAACAGUAUUUAAACAAAGUUCCUUUAAUUUACUGGUUUUACCAUCGCUCAUGUGUCUUUAAACUUACUUGAUAAAACAUUCAUUUCCCUACAUUUCUUGUAAAUAAAUUCAACUGUUUGUCCUGUAUUUGUCAAAUGUGAACAAUCUUGCUUUGUAAGUGCCAUUCUGUAGUAUUUAUCAUCAAGCACAUGCUAUUAAUAUUUGCACUGAGUGACCAUAACUUGAGAAUUGAGAAUUCCAAACUGUAGACAUCCGCAAAGCUCUCUGUUGGAUAGAAUGAACCCAUGAAUUCGAGAGCUGAAUAGUGUAUAAAACAUUCAAUCCAUUUUUUUGUGUGUUUUUGACAAAAUUUGUAACUGCAGUUAAGCCUGCUAUAAAUAAUGUUGCAAAUUUUAUGUUUAUUAUUUGUCAUUUGGCAUACUGAAGAGUGCUAUAUAAGGCCAGACCAAUUUUGUAUUAAGUUCUUUGGGAUCUUGUUAAGGGAUGUUGUUUUUUUCCCUUUCAAAUUUUGUAACUUAAGAAUUUGUUUUAUUCUAAGAAAUGAGAAGCAAAACUUCAAUGGAUAUUCUUGAAGAACUCAAAUUCAAAUUGGCACGGCCUAAUAAAUAUUUAAUAUUUUAGUUUACUCCCGGUACUGUAUGAAAUAUGUGACUAGUUUUGACUCAUAAAACAAUAGUCAAAAACUCAAAACACAACUAGACAACAUGCGUGUCAGAGAUGAUCACAUAUAUUACAUGUAUAUAUAUAUAUAUAUAUAUUUAUUUAUAUAUCUAUAGUAUUUUUAAAAGUGAAAAAAAAAAAAAUGUUUCUGUGUCUUUGCUAUUUUUCUAAUUUUACUUUGGCCAACAAUUAAUAUUUUUAUUUAAUGAUUUUAAACAUCAAACAAUGUUUAAACUCUAUUAUUUGAUUUGGCGAUGUUAUAAUGAACACAUAUAUUGUAAUAGUGGCCAUUGUCAAUUCUCAACAAAAUUAAAAUCAUCCUACAUGUAGGCCAGGGCCUUGGUUUCAGUCAUAUUUGUCAGAGGUUCAAAGAAUUGAAAUAAAAGACAAGAAAGACAGUUAAAUUUAUAGAUUUCUUACGUAAAAAAGCCAUUUAAUUGGGAUAAUGCUAAAAAUUGUCUUAAUAUCCUUAAGUGAUUUUUAGAGGUAGAGGUAUAAUAUUCAUAACAACACAACUUUAUGGUUUAUUACAUGCAACGUUUCAAUACUCGUGCGGGGUUGGAUGGCCGAAUGGUUAGCACGUGCGCACUGAAUCAUACGGUCUGUCAUUGAGUCAAUUCGCCGGUUGUUUGUGACAAGGAGUAGGGUCGCUUGUCCAACCUUGUGUGUUUUCUCAGGUCCUCCGGUUUCCUCCCACUUCUAAAGACCCCUACGUGCAAGCAAAUUAUUGAAAUAAAAUUGAACGAUGUGGUAGUCCCAAAAUGACUUGGUUUGUGUCAAGUGGAUGUUAAACCCCAUAUCUCUCUCUCAAUACUCGUUUAUUACAUGCAAGGUUUCAAUACUCAUACAGGUAUCUUUAAGAGUAUUGAAAUGUUGCAUGUAAUAAACCAAGAAGUAGUAAAUCCAUAAAGAUGUAUUGUUAUUUAUAAUAUUUUCCUUAUUCAAGAUAAACAAAAUACGUUGACCUGCUGGCAAAAUUUUGAAGUAAAAACCCUGGUCUAGGUGUUCCGAGUUUUGACUAAUAUUAUACUUGCUCAUGAAUAUUCCUCACUGUGAUAUAUUUGUAUGAAGUUUUAUGCAAUUGUUUGACAUUCAGUCUGUUUUAAUGCAUAAUUAUAUUCACAUUCUCAUUGUUUUCACGUUAAAAAUAUGUUUAAAUCUAUGGCCUUAAGAUCAAAUAUUUUACCAUAUUUAAUCUUUUAUUAGAUAGUUUUCAAUGAAAAAUCUUAAUAAUUUGAAUAUUGUAUUCAUAAUUCUAGGGCUCACAGAUUUGAAAUAUGAAGUUCAUUGCACAAUGAUUUCUCAUUUUUGGAUCUGAAUGUGAUGAAUGUGGAGAACACUAUUUCUAAUCCAGUCAUGCGCCCCUUUGCCUUUGAUAAUAAGCAAUCUAACUGUUUUAUUUAGACACUGAAUAUGGUAUCAAUAUGAUGGUUCGGUUUGAUUCGGUAUCUGGUUCGGCUCUGGAUAAUAAUAAUUAGUUACUGGUACUUACAAAAUCAUCCUUAGACUUGACUGUUUUGCAUGUAAAAUGGCAAACUGUUUCACAGUAGUAAUGCUAAAGCCUUCUUUUAACACUAUACAAGAUGACUAACCUUUAAGGUCACGCCCUGUAUAGUUUUAUGUAUAAGGUCACAUCAUAUAGCGUUGAUAACACAGGUAUUGCUUAGAUACUGGUCCAGGCAGAAUUGAUGCCUUCUUCUACCUAUUCACGCCUCUGCGUACAAUUUUAUGUAUCCAUUUACAUUGAAUAGGAAAUAUUUUUUAUCCACAUAUACCUCAAACCAUUAUUAUUUCUCUUAAUAAUUAAAAAAAUUGUUUUAGAAUUAAAUUUACAGAGGAAACAAAGUUACUGUUGAGUGGUAAUUAACUUGCGCCAAAGUCAUCUCUAUCAGUGAUAUUGGCAGCCAAUAGAAUAUUUACUGUUGAUCAGUUUGGUAAAAAAGUAGACAUAAUAUAAUAUACUGUAUUCAAUAUAUACAAUGUAAAAAGAAAAGAGUAAAAAUAUGUAAAUAAAUAAAAAAUACAAUAUCAGAUUAAAGAUUUGUACUUAUAGUAAACAAUUGGGUUGUUAAGUCUCUCUAGCAGAGCGUUUCACAAAGAUAGCAGAAAAAUGUUCGCAGAACCAGUAAUAUGAUAAAUCAAUUAUCAAAAUAGGGAACCAAACAGAUAAUGAUUGCUUUUUCACUCAAGUCCCAUGCAAAAGGAACUGGAUAUAGAAUCAAUCUGCAACCUCCUGAAUAAAAUGGUUUGGCGAUUAGCUUUACUGGAUUAGAAACAGUGUUCACCUAUUUUGUGAAAUAUCUAAAAUAAUUUAUUAUUCCAUCUGUUUGUGUAUGCAAUGAGCAUCAAAUGAAUGUACAUAGGUCAAUCAAAGUCAAUCAAAUUCAAUCUAAGAGGUUAAACAGAAGAGAAUGGUAUUUAAGGCCCAUUCAACACAAACUAGGUCAUUUUGAGACUAACAUAUAGUUUAAUUUUAAUUCGCUUUCACAUAUGGGUCUUUACCAGUUGGACAGGUGACCCUACUCCUUAUCACGUACAAGCUGGGAAUCAAAACCAUGCCACUAGACUAAAUGACAAACCUCAUAUUCUAAAGUGCACGUUAAACAAUUCGGGCCGCUAAAGCGGUGGACAGGCUAGUCGGAUGAUUCGACCCUGAAUUCCAGCUGAAUGAGAUUCGGCCGAAUAACUGGACAUACUAGGCGAAUCCUUUGCUCGAUUAGCCAAUCGAUUGCAUCUCGAUUAAACAUGGUAGCGACCAUGUCUGCAAACAAUCACAUGACUUUUCGAUAUGACUGGUGAUUGGCUAAUGAAUUCUACAAUCAGACGAAUGCUUCGACGAAGCGAGCAUACUAGGGGAACAUAGUUCGGCUGAGUAUAUCAAACAUGUUUGAUUAGGGUGAAUCAUUCGGCUAAUUUGUUCACCGCUUAAGAGAUUAAAGAUGAAUGAAAUGAAUUGUGUUCUAUUAUAUCAACAACUGUCUACCUCUACUUAUAAUUUCAAAUUAUUUAUUCUCCACAAUGAAAUAUGUAUGUCUCAGUAACAACUCGUUUCUAUCUAAGGCUAAUGUUUUGUUCAUAUUUUCCUGUACUGACAGGCUUAUUGCUAUGUAAUGAAUGAAAUUUUUUUCCAUCAAUCUGUUGUAUAUUAAGAAUUGCCGACAGAAUAUCACUUUCCAUACAUGCUAUUAACAAUUUUUGGAUGACUUAGCUGCUGUGGGCAUGUUUUGUUGCCUGGCAAGCUAGCUUCUUUAAAUUGGUAGUAAGACAUGGAUUUUAAGGAGAGUAGUAGCAGAUUGUUUUUAUCUUCAUUUGUCAUGAUAUACAGAUAUGAAAACAAUUCCUGUGAAAGAAAUCAAGCCAUAUUUAUUUUAUCCUUUGAUGUUGGUGUACCAUUAUUUCAAAUUAUUUAUACUAGAUAAAAUAUCAGACUUUGUGUGAUGAUUUCAUUGAAAUGAAAGUGCAAGACAUUGCGUGAUAUAUUGAUAAAACAUGACGCCAUCAUGCAGUAUCAAACUGUUACUUAAUGUCUCGCUCUCCCAAAUUUUUAGGAUGACAUAAAUGUUUAUAAAAAAAAAAGAGGAAGUGAAUUUGUGCCAUUUUUUUUCCUAGCCAAAUGGGUUCCCGUGUACAAACUGGGUGAUUGAAUGGUGUAUAUGGACUAAAAACAUAUUCAAACUAAUUAAUUUGUCAUAAUUUUGCUUCAAAUCCUUCUCAAACAUUGUAAUUGCGAAGGAAUGUCCUACUAUAAAAAUUCGAUCAAACCAGGUCAUGCCUACGUCACGUGACUUACCUCUCUUGGAAGUCAGAGGAGAAUUCAUUGCAUACAUAAGACGAUGUUGUCUUUAAUCGCUUACUAUUUAUUACAAAUAUCGAAUCCUAAUUAAAUUCUCGGAUUAUCCACUACCCGUGUCUUUUUCUGUAAUUUUUAUCUCAGAAAGUGUUGUACGUCUAACUCUUCAUAAAUUUUAUCAACAAAUGUACAUCAUGCGCUUGAUGUUCGCGUGUGACCUUUGACAUCACGCGUGCAGAAAUUCCUAACCGUCGGGCUGUUGAUUUUUUGUCCUGUAUACGCUCCAUGAGUGUUUUUCGGGGAAUCCAGUAUUUUUCUAGUAAGAUUGGAUAUCUCUACUUUCCAUAUAUACCAAAAUUACCAUACUUUUAUUGGAAAUAACCACCCGAUAAAUACUUUUUUAAUUUUUAUAGCAGGACAUUCCUUCGCAAUUACAAUGUUAGAGAAGGAUUUGAAGAAAAGUUAUGACAGAUUAAUAGGUUUGAAUAUAUUUUUAGUCCAUAUAUACCAAUAAAUCACCCAGUUUGUACAAGGGAACUUUAAAACUGAAAUUUGAAACUAAAAACUCUUGAACUGCACAACCAUGUACUUUUGGAUUUUAAAAAACUGUUUUUUCCGAAGACAUUUUUUUACAGUUGUUCCUGAAGAAUAGAAAAUCAAAUUGAUGUGGACUAAAUUUUAGUUGGACGACAUCCAUUACUAAUAAAUUGUACUAAUUACUGAUAUGGGCUAUGUGGAAUUAUCUUGAAUCUUUUAAUACAAUGUAUUAAAAAAAAAAAAAACAACCAAAAAAAACCUUGCUUAGCAGAUGUUGUAUUUUGAAAUAUAUGAAUUUGUUUGUACAAUGUAAUUUAUUAAACUGAAGAGUUUUGUUGAAUAAAACCAAUUACCAAACCAA
Patella vulgata (common limpet) is the source of this 8089-nucleotide messenger RNA. Its product is annotated as sphingosine-1-phosphate phosphatase 1. The record is from RefSeq and is a predicted model, not a curated record. Lineage: Eukaryota; Metazoa; Mollusca; Gastropoda; Patellidae. Gene Ontology annotation, molecular function: sphingosine-1-phosphate phosphatase activity. The coding region runs from base 147 to 1601 and encodes 484 amino acids. The transcript is spliced from 3 exons. Gene Ontology annotation, biological process: sphingosine metabolic process; phospholipid dephosphorylation. Gene Ontology annotation, cellular component: endoplasmic reticulum membrane.